Messenger RNA from Parastagonospora nodorum SN15, 957 nucleotides. RefSeq lists its product as hypothetical. NCBI's taxonomy places the organism in Eukaryota, Fungi, Ascomycota, Dothideomycetes, Pleosporales, Phaeosphaeriaceae. The record is from RefSeq and is a predicted model, not a curated record. The coding region runs from base 1 to 957 and encodes 318 amino acids. The transcript is spliced from 2 exons.
AUGCACAAAACACUUCUCACACACAGACUUCUCGCAGACUUCUCCGACCCCACACACCAACACACAGUGAUGGCUUCUCGCGCAAACCCCAUGGGUCUGGGUGGUGCCGGUGCUCGUAAGUCUCGCGGUGGACAGUCCAUGCCGCCUCCACAUAUGGCUGGUGGCCCAGCUCCUCCUCGCUCUUCUCAUCGGCCUGCGUCCAAUGCUGCUCCGCGUGUAGCUUCGCACCAUCCUUCGCGCACUCCCACUUCUCGCCACCCCUCGCGCAACCUCGUUCCUCCCACUCCUAGCCACGGCAUGCUUCCACCGCGCUCCUCCCGCGCUCCAGCGUCCUCCCACCGCGCGCCCCAGCCAUCCUACCACUCUUCCCGCCAGCAGCACCCGCCGCUUGACUUCGGCCGAUCUGGGCCUCCGCCCAUUCCGUACGACCAGCGUCCAUCGCAGAUCGCACUAGCAAAUGGCCAGUCCCGUGGUCCGCGCGUUGUAUCGGGCGCGCAGCACGCCUUUGCUCCGGGUGAUUAUACAAAGGUCGGCCAGGGCCAGCGCGCGUCUCAGCAUAGGCAGUCGCAGGUUCGUCAGUCGCAGGCUUAUCAGUCUCAAGGUCACGCGUCGCAGAUCCGUCAGUCGCAGUAUCAGCAGUCCCAGGGCCAGCCCCGUCAAUCCCAGCAGUACCAGCAAUCCCAGUCCCACGGCGGCUUCCGCCCCUCGGGCGUAGAGCAGUACGACAACGGUGGCAUCUCAGUCGAGCAGGUCGAAGACUUUGUUCUGCACUACCCUUCGGGCCCUAUCCCCGGCCGCUCCAUGCCUUCGCGGCGCGGCGCCAGCCCGAACGAGCAGGAGCCGUUGAUCGGUGGACAGGAGGGCGCUUCGCUUGUUCGCCGUAUGUACAAUCAUCCGAAUGAGCUGGUUUGGCUGGCGUUUGUGAUGAUGUUUCAGCAGCAGGGCGGGUGCUCGUAG